This is a messenger RNA of Anguilla anguilla (European eel), 1891 nucleotides long. RefSeq names its product class I histocompatibility antigen, F10 alpha chain-like. NCBI's taxonomy places the organism in Eukaryota, Metazoa, Chordata, Actinopteri, Anguilliformes, Anguillidae. The record is from RefSeq and is a predicted model, not a curated record. Bases 56 to 1054 code for a protein of 332 amino acids. The transcript has 7 exons. Gene Ontology annotation, biological process: immune response. Gene Ontology annotation, cellular component: external side of plasma membrane.
CUCUUAAGGUGUGGCUGCAGGCUUUUUGGGAGCAAGGGAAACGUCGGAAGACGUUAUGGAACGAAUAAAUGCGCUUCUUUUUCUUUUACAGGCGACAGUAACUGUUGUCAACACAGGUUCACACUCAAUGUGGGUGUUUCCAACAUUUAUUUACGGGCAGACCAAAUUCCCAGAAUUCAGUAUUUCGGUAUUUGUGGAUGAUCUUCAGGUGCUGUACUAUGACCGCAACAUCAAGAAACUCAUCUCUCGAAGCCAACCAAACUCUACAAAGGGAGUUGAAGAUAUUAUGCAUCUAGGUGCAGACAGUGUGAUAGAAGACAUUUACAAUUACAUGAAACGUCGUGCAAAUCUCUUCGCCAAUCACACUGGAGGAGUUCAUGUUCAUCAGAGGCUGGCUGGAUGUGUGCUGGACAAUGACAAGCCCAGUCAGGUCAUGGUGUGGGAAGCUUAUGAUGGAACAGAAGUGGUAUAUUAUGACACGCAUAAUCGCACAGUCAACCCUCUAUGGCCACAGCUUAUAUGGACCACAAAUAAAACAGAGCGUGUUCGAAAGCUGUUUAUAGAUAUUUAUCAGCCCAUAUGUAUCCAAAUACUGAAGCACUAUCUGGAGAAAGAAAAGAACAUUGUGCUUAGAAAAGAGCGGCCCAAAGUCAGACUAAUCCAGAAGACAUGCAGGGAGACUGGAGUGGUGAAGGUGAGCUGUCUGGCCACUGGCUUCUACCCCAGGCACAUCAACCUGACCAUGCUGAGAGACGACCGUCCCAUUCCAGACGAGGAGCUCAUUUUCGGGGAGGUGUUACCCAACGGAGACGGGACGUACCAGACGAGGAGAACCCUGAGUAUCAGUUCGGAGAAAGCGAGAGAGAAACACCGUUACACCUGCUCUGUCACACACCUUGCUCUGGACAACAAGCUGGACAUCAACUGGGAAUCAGGUGAAGGCGCUAAUGUUGCAGUCAUCAGUUCUGUGGUUGUAGUGCUGGUUCUGGUUCUGGUUCUGAUCUUUGCCAUCCCUGCGUUUAUCGUCUACAAGAAGAGACGCAGAGGCAUCUAGACCUCCUUUGGAUACUGCCUCCUGUUUACAGAGGAGUAUACUGUUCUGUCCCUUCUGAAGAUGUAUCACUGAUGAGAAGAAUAGAACUUUGGCCAAGCCAGUGGACGAUUCACCACCCAUGAACAGUGAACUAGUGCUACAGAGGAGAAGACGGAUCAGCACUGCAUCCCAUCUCUACUAAACUACAAAUAAGCUUAGAGAUCUCCACCAUAAUACUAAGAAAAAUCACAACUUCGAAGCUUCGUUCAUUGAAUUGGCAUUCGACUGUGAAAUUAAGCAUUUGAUUAUUAGGAUGGGUGCUCAGUUGCUCAGUUAUUCAGAGGUACUUCAUGGUGCUGUGGGUUGAGCGUAUAGACAGCAGUCACCUGGAGGUUCAUUGGCCUGGCUCAGUUCUGGCGUUUGCACAUUUGCUAAUUGUGAUGGGUAGUACAUUGGGACUAAUCUGUAAUAUUGAUAAUGACUAUAAUGAGAUAAAUGGUAUUGGAUUUUAAAGUAAUCCAUAGCGAUCUGUAUUUUGAUACUUAAACGAUUCUGCUUUUAUAAAUGUAUAUAUAUGUAUAUGGAUGUAUGUAAGUAAUGUUUCAUUUUUUUUCUUUGGCCACGUUUGUCGGAACAAGAGAGCCGGCAGUGUUUGAAAAGCUUCACAUAUCAAUGGUACCCAUCCCUGACCUGUCUUGUGGGUGAAAGGUGAGCGGGAUCGGACUGAGAGAUCUAACUCAGACAGACCUCAAUACAGGCACACAGAAACAGACUGUAAAUAAUCUCGGGCUUCCAGUCUUUUUUAAUUAUUAUUUUUCAUAAUUGUACAACUAAUAAAUGAUAAAAAUGGCAACCAAA